Molecule: messenger RNA, 180 nt
Organism: Diversispora eburnea
Lineage: Eukaryota; Fungi; Glomeromycota; Glomeromycetes; Diversisporales; Diversisporaceae
Source: the annotation of a GenBank genome assembly
AUGAAUCCCUCACCAAUCUCUAGAUCUAAAGCUUCGGCAGUAUCACCAUCUGUAGAAAUGCCUAUGAGUUCUAGGCCUGUUACUCCUGCACUUCCCUCUUUGUCACAAAAUGUGAACGUAAUUAAUGUCACUAUUAAUUACAGUGGUGAUUCCAAAGGAAUCGGUUCAGACGAAAAUUAA